CUUCGUUCAUACAACCUUGUUGGCGGGAUUUUGACGUCCUUAACUGGUGUCCAGAGGAAUCCCCAGUACUGAGCGGGCCUUCCUGAUCAGCUUGUCCAGUCUCUUCCUUUCUGAGUGGCAGUAGAAGUGACAUACGGCUAAAAAAUCACCAUGCUGUUCUCAGGCAGAAAGAAGAAGGUGACACUAAAUCAACAGAAUGAGCUCUAUGGCCACUGUUUGCAGUUCUACUGUCAGCCUCCACUGGAGAACAUCUCUCUGAACGAGUUUGAGGGCUUUGCCGUGGACAGGCUGAAAUUGCUCAAGACUGUGGAAAACCUUGGGGUGAGCUACGUGAAAACGACCGAACAGUACAAGAAGAAGCUCCAGACUGAGUUCUCCAGUCUCGGUUUCCCACAGAGAGAGGAACUGGAUGAAUCGAGCUCGAACAAAAAUCAAGCUGGGCCCACGGAAUAUGAGAAACGAAGGAAAGAUCACAUCUCUCAUUUUAUCCUCCGCCUGGCCUACUGCCAGACGGAGGAUCUCAGGCGGUGGUUUAUCCAGCAGGAGAUGGAUCUUUUCCGCUACCGUUUCAGUGAACUUCCAUCGAAGUAUAAGACUGACUUUCUACACAAAAAUAAUCUGAAAUACGAUACGAUAAGUGCUGAAGAAAAGACUCAUUUUAAAGAGCAGCUCAUAAACUCCAGUUACUCCGUCAGUGGAAUCACUGUUGCUGAGCAAGACUUCUACAAAGUACCAUUCCAGGAUGCUCUGGAUUUAGUACGGACGAGGAAAGUGUUCUUGAAGGCUGGCUAUGCGUACAUCCCUCACCAGGACAUCGUCGCUAUCGUCCUCAACGAUUUCCGUACCAGGCUCUCCAAAGCACUCGCACUGACAGCGCGCUCUUUACCAGCCGUGCAGUCUGACGAGCGACUCCAGCCUCUGCUUAACCACCUCAGUCAUGCCUACGUGGGUCAGGAUUACAGCAUUCAGAAGAACAUCGGAAAAGUCUCCAUGGAACAGAUCGAUCCGCUGUCCACCAAGUCAUUCCCUCUGUGCAUGAGGCAGCUGCACAAAGCCCUGAGAGAAAACCACCACCUGCGCCAUGGCGGCCGCAUGCAGUACGGCCUUUUCCUCAAGGGCAUCGGCCUCACGCUGGACCAGGCUCUGCAGUUCUGGAGGUCUGAGUUUGUCAAGGGCAAAGUGGACGCUGAUAAGUUUGACAAAGCAUAUGCCUACAGCAUCCGGCACAUGUUUGGGAAGGAAGGCAAGAGAACAGACUACACGCCCUACAGCUGCAUGAAAGUGAUUUUAUCUAAUCCACCCAGCCAAGGCGACUACCACGGAUGUCCAUUCCGCCACAGUGACCCAGAGCUGCUGAAGCAAAAGCUGCAGUCAUAUAAACUCUCUCCUGGUGGGAUCAUGCAGAUUUUGGACCUUGUCAAGGGAAUGCACUAUCAGCUGGCAUGCCAGAAGUACUUUGAACUGACACACAAUAUUGACGAUGCUGGAUUUUCUCUGAAUCACCCAAACCAGUACUUCAUUGAGAGUCAGAGGCUUCUCAGUGGAGGAAAAGAGGUCAAGAAAGAAGCAGACAUGCCUCAAAGGGGACAGGAAAAUACGGCCAGUAAUGUUCCCAGUGUCCCUCCGUCACGUCAGAGUAGCACUAAAGCUGUGGAUGAUAUUGGGGAUUUAGAGUCAUACUUCCUUGAUGAGUAAAGACAAAUCUGACUGGAAUUUGUCAUGAUUUUUCAGUUGUCAUAAUAUCUGUUGUUUAUAUGGUAAUUAUUGGUAGUAACAAUAUUUCAUGUUUUCUGAAUUCAUUAAAAAUAAAAUAAAAUUUUAAUGAUGAAGACUAAA
This is a messenger RNA of Tachysurus vachellii, 1836 nucleotides long. RefSeq names its product DNA primase subunit 2 (gene prim2). Gene Ontology annotation, biological process: DNA replication, synthesis of primer. NCBI's taxonomy places the organism in Eukaryota, Metazoa, Chordata, Actinopteri, Siluriformes, Bagridae. Gene Ontology annotation, cellular component: alpha DNA polymerase:primase complex. The record is from RefSeq and is a predicted model, not a curated record. Bases 151 to 1695 code for a protein of 514 amino acids. The transcript is spliced from 15 exons.